AGACCUGACUCACCCGGGCGUGAAGCAUACGGACAAACACAUACAAAUAUACACAGAAUUACAAAAAAAAAAAACCUAUCAAAACACACCCAACAUGGCUUUCAAAUACCCUGAAGCACGGAGGGAUGACAGCAAGGUGGAAGAUUAUCAUGGAGUAAAGGUUCCAGAUCCAUACCACUGGCUGGAGGACCCUGACAGUGACGAGACUAAGAUGUUUGUUGAAGAGCAGAAUAAGUUGACCAUGCCAUUCCUGGAACAGUGUACAGUCAAAGAGCGGUUUCACCAGCGCCUCAUGGAGCUCUACAACUACCCCAAAUACAGCUGUCCUUACAAGAGAGGAAAGAGAUAUUUCUAUUCUCAUAACAAGGGUCUGCAGAACCAGGAUGUGCUCUAUGUGCAGGACUCUUUAAACAGUCCUGCAUCUGUGUUCUUUGACCCAAACACUCUCUCAGAGGAUGGAACUGUGGCUCUCAAAAUGGGUCGCCUGUCAGAGGAAUGUGAGUAUUUUGCCUAUGGCCUGAGCAGUGCAGGCUCUGAUUGGGUGACUGUACAAUUCCUGAAGGCCGAUGAACUCACCAAACUGCAAGACGUUCUGGAGAGGGUAAAGUUCAGCUGCCUGGCCUGGACUCAUGAUGCCAAAGGCAUCUUCUACAACUGCUACCCUCGACAGCAUGGCAAAGCUGAUGGCACUGAGACCACAACAAACCUAAACCAGAAGCUUUACUACCAUGUCAUUGGCACAAGCCAAUCAGAAGACAUCCUGGUGGCAGAAUUUCCUGACAACCCAAAAUGGCACAGUAGCCUUACUGUCUCUGACGAUGGCAGGUAUGCUGUGCUGUCCAUCACCGAGGGUUGUGAGCCAGUGAACCGUCUGUGGUACUGUGACCUGCAGCAGCUGCCCAAUGGCAUCACAGGUCAGUUUGCAUUAACUCUUGUGACAACUAGCCCCGGAUUUGUGGAGUGUGUGAACCAGUGCUAUCUGCUGGUGAAUUAUGUGCAUGAUGUGAAGGACAUCUUACAGCUCUAUGAGCUGCAGUCAGGGAAACUGAUCAGAGACUUGCCACUAGAUGUGGGCACUGUAGUCGGCCUCAGCUGCAAGAAGAAGCACCCUGACUUCUUCUACAAGUUCACCUCAUUCACUACACCAGGCAUAAUCUACCACUGUGACCUGAGUCAACCCAACCCAGAGCCCACGAUCUUCCGGCAGGUGGAAGUAAAAGGCAUCAACCCGAGUGACUACCAGACAACUCAGGUGUUUUACCCCAGUAAAGAUGGCACAAAGAUCCCAAUGUUCCUGGUACAUGCACGUGACAUAGAAAGAGACAGCUCUCAUCCAGUAUUUCUGCAUGGUUAUGGAGGCUUUGAGAACUCAAUUCAGCCAUAUUACAAUACUGCAUACCUGCUCUUUAUUAGACACCUGGGUGGGAUCCUGGCUGUAGCUAACAUCAGAGGAGGAGGAGAGUAUGGCCAAACUUGGCACAAAGCUGGCACUCUUGGAAGCAAGCAGAACUGUUUUGAUGACUUCCAGGGUGCUGCCGAGUCCCUGAUCCAGGAGGGAUACACCACGGCCAGCCGGAUCGCCAUCAAUGGAGCUUCCAACGGCGGCCUGCUCGUGGCGGCAUGUGUAAAUCAACAGCCCGAGCUCUUCGGCUGUGCGGUAGCUAAGGUUGGGGUCAUGGACAUGCUCAAGUUCCACAAAUUCACCAUCGGUCAUGCCUGGACCACUGACUACGGCUGUGCCGAUGAUCCUGAACAGUUUAAAUGGCUCAUCAAAUACUCUCCUCUCCAUAACCUUCCUCAGACCCCUCGAGACGGGACCCCGUACCCCGCUAUGCUACUGCUGACAGCCGAUCACGAUGACCGUGUAGUUCCCCUGCACACUUUGAAAUAUGUGGCCACUCUCCAGCAUGGCAUGGGCCGCAGCCCCGGGCAAACCCAGCCGCUGCUGGUCAGAGUGGACACACGAAGCGGACAUGGAGCCGGGAAACCCACCGCUAAAGCCAUCCUGGAGAACACACACAUUUUCUCCUUUAUAGCUGAGACACUGAAACUCAGCUGGAGAGAAUGAGAGAGAGAUAAAGAGAUGAAGAAGAAGAUAAACAGAAUUAGCAAUUUAAGGAAAAGAGCACAAAUUAUCAAGUGAUUUCUAAAGAUUUUUUGACUGUCUUUAUGCAGGGAGACUGAGAGAGAGGAGAAGGGCAAGUAAGUGAAUGGAGAUAUAAAACAUGGAAGGUACUGAACUGAUUUUUUGUAGGAACUUGAUUUUGACUUUUGUUUCAGCACAACAAUGUUCAUUAAAGUAUGUUUUUUGGUAACACUUUACUUGAAGGGGUGUGCAUAAG
This is a messenger RNA of Sinocyclocheilus anshuiensis, 2342 nucleotides long. RefSeq names its product prolyl endopeptidase-like. The record is from RefSeq and is a predicted model, not a curated record. Bases 95 to 2068 code for a protein of 657 amino acids. Gene Ontology annotation, cellular component: cytosol. Lineage: Eukaryota; Metazoa; Chordata; Actinopteri; Cypriniformes; Cyprinidae. The transcript has 15 exons. Gene Ontology annotation, biological process: proteolysis. Gene Ontology annotation, molecular function: serine-type endopeptidase activity; oligopeptidase activity.